UGGAAUAAUGGAUCAUGCGUUAGAUGGUGACGGAGCCAUUAACUUGUCCACUUCCCAGCGACCAUCAGCGUCGACCACGCCGUCGACAGGCCCCGAUUGCGAGUCUUACGACCAGUCCUCUUCAUUGGAAAGAGCUUUAAAGGAACAGCAACAAUCAGACUUGAACCGUUCCGCUUGGGAUUGCGGUGACACCUCAGUGGAGCAAGAGAAUCCUGUCUCUCAAACCCAGCAGCAACCUCAACAAGUACACUUACAGUCCCAACAACCCCAGCAGCAACAAUCUCAGCAACAGCAGGGACAAGGACCCCAGCAACCUUCCUCUGUUGCCGACAACCCACCUCCCGUGGAAGCAGUCCCGAAUUCCGUUCACAGUUCGAACGGGACCCCGGCUCCUUCUCAGUGCUCUCCGACUACCCGCCCUCGGAUGUCGCCGUGCGCGCAGCAACAGCAGCAUGCACAACAGUCGCAGCAGACAUCGGGCGCGAAGCAGCAGCACAUGCUGCAGCACGUUCUGGGACCUGCGCAACUGCAAUCGCUGAUGAAGCAACACUCCAUGUUUUUGCAUCAGCAGCACCAGUUACCAUUGCAGCAACAACACCAGCAGCAAUUUGCGGAAUUAAGUCGCAAGAAGCUGGAACAAGUUAUGCAGCAAAUCCAGGAGCAGUUACAGCUCAACGUAAUGCAGCAGACACACAUCUUACAAUCGGGCGGUGAUAAAAAGAAGAAUUCUGCGCCUCUCCAGCAGUUGGCAGUGCAACAACAGCAUCUCAUCCAGCAGUUUCAAAUUGUGCAACGACAGUACCUUAUGCACCAGGGAAUUGGUCUUCCGCCUAUGAUGUUGGCGCAGGUUCAAGCCCAAGCGCAAGCACAAGGAACAGGUAUAUCAUCAUUUGAUGUUAUUAGCCCAUGGAAGGACGGUGGAUCGGCGGAAAAUAUACCUGCCCCUCUCAUGCAUGGCUCAGCAGACAUCAAUGGCUUGCUGAAUUCUAUAGCGUUCGGUGGCCUGGAAGACCGUUCCGAUUCCUGCUCUGACAAAAUGCAUCCCCUAUUUGGGCAUGGUGUGUGCAAAUGGCCCGGUUGUGAAGUGAUAUGCGAUGACCCCCAAGCUUUCAUUAAGCAUUUGAAUACUGAACACAACCUAGACGACAGGUCCACGGCCCAAGCCCGCGUCCAAAUGCAAGUGGUGUCGCAACUCGAAUUGCAACUUCAAAAAGAGAGGGAUCGUCUCCAAGCGAUGAUGCACCAUCUGCACAUCGCGAAACAAUUAUCAGCUCUGGAAGUUAAGUCCGAUGGACGGAUGCCUGCGAUGCUGGGACAAGGUUCCUCAUUUCUCACGAGUCCGGGGGCCGGCGGAGCUCCUCCAUCGAUGCCGGGAAUGGUCUCGACGGGACGAUCGCCGGCGUUGCCCGCGUCGCCGAAUAUGUCUGGACCUAUACGAAGACGUAUUAGUGAUAAAUCAGCUUUAUCGUUGGCAGGAGGAUUGCCCUAUAUGUUGGAAAGGGCAGGGUUGGAUGUGCAGCAAGAAAUUCAACGGAAUCGAGAAUUUUACAAGAACGCUGAUGUAAGACCGCCGUUUACAUAUGCUUCUCUAAUUCGACAGUCAAUAAUCGAAUCUCCAGAUAAGCAGUUAACCCUCAACGAGAUUUACAACUGGUUCCAGAAUACAUUUUGCUACUUUAGGCGUAACGCAGCGACUUGGAAGAACGCAGUGCGACACAACCUGUCGCUUCACAAAUGUUUCAUGCGUGUGGAGAACGUUAAGGGUGCGGUCUGGACCGUGGACGAGGUUGAAUUCUAUAAGCGGCGACCGCAGCGCUGUUCAGCGGGCGCUGGCGCUUCGAACUCGGCCGCCGGCGGGAUGAUCACUUCGGCGGGGGUCGGGUCAGGGGGUGUGCAGUCUAAAAGUCCGACGACUAUUCACAGUCCUACUUUUUAUGGAGAAACCCUAAGUGCUAAUCUUCAGGCCGCGUUGAUGGAAGAGAGUAACAUGGCAUUUCUGACAGCGCCGUACCUAGGCGCGCGGUUGGACAAACCGCGUGGCCACUCCGAGUCGCCCGCCACUUCGCCGCCGAUGUCCGACCACAGGUCACCGCUGAACGGUUCUCUUCAAAUCAAACAAGAAGGCCUAGAUCGCGAAGCGGAAAUGCGAGAAGCGGCCGCGGAAGCAGAAGCCGAUUAUGAACAUGACGCAGAGCUUGCCGAAAAUUUAGCUGCGAUGGAGCAGCAACAGAAUUUGAUGCAUAGGCACCAACAGCAGCAGCACACACACCCUGAGGAUAAUACGCCUUAGUGGUCCAUGGAGCAAAUAACACUUAAUGCGGUCCAAGCACAGGAUAGAUGGGGUAUUCGCUAUUGAAUACACGAAACAGCUCAUUUAAUCAAGAUCCGCUACACUGCAUUAGUGGCAGAUGGAAUAUCUUAUAUGUUUUAUAGUUUUUUAAUUGAGAUCUCAUAGGGAACGAAGAAGGCGAUCAUCAAAUAUCAAUAAAAUAUAUUUACUUGUUUUAUAUAAGUUUGGCUUUACUUUUCUCCACAUAGAAAUUGUUCUAUAAAGUCAAUUUUCAAAUGGCAUUUUUCUACCAUUACCAAACGUAGAAAUUGGUAUGCACAUUGUUUGCUACUGACCAAUUAUAAAAUAUCUAAAACAUG
Ctenocephalides felis (cat flea) is the source of this 2649-nucleotide messenger RNA. RefSeq names its product forkhead box protein P1 (gene FoxP). Gene Ontology annotation, molecular function: DNA-binding transcription factor activity, RNA polymerase II-specific; RNA polymerase II cis-regulatory region sequence-specific DNA binding. The transcript is spliced from 13 exons. Lineage: Eukaryota; Metazoa; Arthropoda; Insecta; Siphonaptera; Pulicidae. Gene Ontology annotation, biological process: regulation of transcription by RNA polymerase II. Bases 8 to 2290 code for a protein of 760 amino acids. Gene Ontology annotation, cellular component: nucleus. The record is from RefSeq and is a predicted model, not a curated record.